Molecule: messenger RNA, 570 nt
Organism: Haliotis rubra (blacklip abalone)
Lineage: Eukaryota; Metazoa; Mollusca; Gastropoda; Lepetellida; Haliotidae
Product: protein ABHD18-like
Exons: 2
Coding region: 1-570 (189 amino acids)
Source: RefSeq, a predicted model, not a curated record
AUGUUUGUGUCUGGCUUCUCAUCUCGGAACUCUGACACAGACAUAAACAUGGACGUGGUAAAGAAGCCUGGCAACAUCAGGCCAUCAGGAACUCCCAGUGUUGAUGUCGGAGCAAGGGCCUUCAGCUCGGCAGUCAACCUCCCACCCGACAGUGCCACGGUCAAGGCCAAACAAGCUGCUAACUGGAGGACAGAACCUUUGACAUUACAACAUGCUAGUGCCAAAUCAAAACUUUUUAGUGUGCCUUUUAAUGGCAAGCCUAAGGAACCCAGCUACCCUAACACCUUGAAGAAGGAAGCCCUACAGUUCAUGGUGGGGGUGAUGGACGAGUGUACACACCUGGGAAACUUCUCUGUCCCCAUCGACCCCGAACUUAUCAUCAUCGUGGCAGCCAAGCAGGAUGCAUAUAUCCCCCGAGAUGAUGUUCUGAGGCUGGACCAGCUGUGGCCUGGCUCAGAGGUGAGGUAUCUGGACAGAGGUCAUGUCACCGCCUUCCUCCUCAACCAGUAUGUCUUCAGGAAAGCAAUAAUUGAUGGAUUUAACCGCCAGAUAGCCAAAUACUACAGUUAA